Messenger RNA from Solea senegalensis (Senegalese sole), 1866 nucleotides. RefSeq names its product syntaxin 11b, tandem duplicate 1 (gene stx11b.1). The record is from RefSeq and is a predicted model, not a curated record. Gene Ontology annotation, molecular function: SNARE binding; SNAP receptor activity. Gene Ontology annotation, biological process: synaptic vesicle fusion to presynaptic active zone membrane; exocytosis; intracellular protein transport. The transcript has 2 exons. Gene Ontology annotation, cellular component: synaptic vesicle; presynaptic active zone membrane; plasma membrane. The coding region runs from base 274 to 1170 and encodes 298 amino acids. NCBI's taxonomy places the organism in Eukaryota, Metazoa, Chordata, Actinopteri, Pleuronectiformes, Soleidae.
ACUGUCAGGCCAAACCGACCGGACCUCAUUCCUGAAGACACACCAUUAGGGACGCAUGGCGUGGUGCACAUACCCAUCGUUUCCAGCAAAACCACAGUUGAACUCCACUUUCUGCUCUAAAGAUAGAAGCACUGCGCGCUUAGUUUCUGCUCACAGCCCGGAGCAGUCGACCACAGAUGUGUAGGAUGGUGCUGUGGUCCCGCGGCCACCUACUGUAACACAGAACGACAACGUUUGAUUUCUGUGCACAUCAGAGGACAUCUCAGCCUCACCAUGAGGGACAGACUCAGCCACCUACAGGAAGUGUCCAAUGGAUAUGUGGAGGAGAUGGAUUAUGAGGAUUCAGUCGUCUCUGACACCCUCAGUAAUGUGGACAUGGAGGAGGAGCUUCCCCAUGAAGCCAUUGUAUUUGACAGCAGCCCUGCUCUGGCAGAGAUCUUCUCCCAGUCACAAGAUAUCCACAAAGAGAUCCAACUCAUCCGACUGGAGGUUAAAAGGCUCCGUGAGCAGAACUCUCGCAUUCUACAUGGCAACACCACCAUGAGUGUCAUCAAAAGGGACUCUAACGCCAUUGGUGCUGAUAUCAAGGCCCGGGCUGAAAGUGUUUUAGCACGGCUGCGGGACAUGGACGGCACAGCCCACAAGUUAGAGGAAGUACAUGGCUCAAAUUCGGCCAUCACACGUAUUGCCAGAACCCAGUACGCCUGUCUCAGCAAUGGUUUCCGUGAUGCCAUGUUUGACUAUAAUGAGGCAGAGAUGAGCCACAGGGAGAAAUGUAAAACCCAGAUCCAAAGGCAGAUGGAGAUAGUGGGACGCGAGGUGACAGGAGACGAGGUGGAGGAGAUGAUUGAGACGGGCCAGUGGAACAUAUUUUCUGACAACAUUAUGGCUGAAGGUAAAACGGCUCGAUCCGCUCUGUCCCAGAUUGAGAAGCGUCAUCAGGAGUUGGUGGACCUGGAGAACCGUAUCAAGGGCAUCCAUGAGAUUUUUCUGGAUAUUGCUAUGCUGGUGGAGGAGCAGGGCCCCAUGCUGACCACCAUCCAAACUAAUGUUCAGAAAACUGAUGAACACAUUCAGGAAGCCCUCGUCAAACUUGCCAGGGCCAAGCGUCAUGACAAGAACAACCCAUUUAAAAAGAUGUUUUGCAGCUGUUUCCCGUGUGUAGACUAAUGACUGCACAGGGAGGAGGGAUGGGAAAGUGCAGGACAGUCAAAGAAAAGACGGAAAUCCUUAGGAUAUAAAACAUGGUGAUAUUGGAUGACUGUAAUGUUUUUAUGAGAGGUCUGAGACGGGUAUCUCAAACUCAAAUUGUUUCCUGCAUGAUGUAGGUGUGGUGCAGAUCCCCCAAAUUAGUCUAUAAAAAUGUAUUCAUAAUUUAAAUGCGAUGUUAUCACUUGCCGAGUUACCUCAUGGGGCGGGCAUGAAGCAGAACAGAAAUGUAUUUGUGGAAUUGCACAAAGUCCUUGUGUCUUUGGUUAUAUGCCAUUGGAAAUCAUUGAUAAAUGCUCCAUCAAGAUGCAUUAAACUGUUUUAGAAAUUUUGAAUUGUAGUGCUUUUAAAUCAUAAAUACUUUCUUGCUAUAAGCUAUGAAAUGAAAGGGUUGACUAACUGUUUUGUUCAUAAUUUUUUCAGAUCUAACAUAUACUGUACUCUGUUUUGACAAGGAUGUAUGCGGGGAUCACACUGUUUGUAUUGUAAUGAGCAUAAUAUGUUUCCUUUAACUGCCUUUUAUGACUAAAUGUAUAAAAAUCCUUUUUUUUGUCUUUACUCUCCUUGUAUAUAACAAAUAAUAUUAUUAAAAUACAGCAGGUGUCUGGGUGUACUUGUUGAAAUCUACAUACUCGUGUAAAUAAAGAUUUAAAGUGA